AUGAGCAUCCCUAACAACACCCAUCCCCUCCCUACAUUCGACAUCACCGCAGAUGGCCUUGCAAAGGAGUCUGAAGACAUAGUCGCCUUUCUUGAAAAAGCCGCAAACGACCUGGCCGAUUCCGUCGCUGAUUCGGAACUCACCUUUGACACGGUGAUCCGGCCCCUGGCCGCGAUCGACAAUGAGCUCCGAGCCCGCGUGCAGUACAUCGCGUUCUUCCACAGUGUCUCGCCGUCCGCAGAGAUCCGACAAGCGUCCUCAGGGGCAGAGAGCCGCGUGGUCCAGGCACACCUAGCAUUGUUCGCACGAAACGACCUCUUCGCCCUCGUCGACACUGUUCACGCAAACUGCUCCCAGCACGAGUCCAUCGACGAAGAGGAUCGGAUACUCCUCAAAAGGUUCCACCAGCUAUUCAUGGAGAACGGACUGAGACUGACUGGGCCGGUCCGUGAGCGUUUCACCUGGAUUACCGGCCGCUUGGUCGAGCUGCGAGUGAAGUUUAUGCAGAAUCUAGGCGCGGAACCCGACUCUGUCUUUCUCUACGAGCACGACCUAGCAGGUUUAGCAUUGGACGAGUUUGAUGUUCUUGAGGAUGGCAGCCCCGAUCACGCUGCCAAACGGUAUCGGAUAUCGCUCACCAAGCCGGUGGUGACGCGGAUCCUAUCGCAAUGCCGCAUUGCCCAGACCCGAAAGGACAUCUUCCUCCGCAACCAGACCAGAUACAAGCCUAACGUCGAUAUCUUCCGGGAGAUCGUUAUCCUACGAGACGAAGCCUCGCGGUUGCUUGGGUUCGACUCCUUCGCGCACCGGAAGCUCCAGCAGCAGAUCGUGCAAUCGCCGGACCGCGUGGAACGGUGGUUGAAGGAGCUCCACACUGCAUUGCGACCGGUCGCAGAGCGCGAGAUGGAGCAGUUGCGGACCGUGGCCGGGACCGACGCUAUCCAUUUAUGGGACCUGGACUUCUACCAUACCCAUAUCCUCCAAGAAGAGUACCACGUGGACCACGACCGUGUCGCAGAAUACUUCCCAGCAAAAGCGACCAUCGAGCGCAUGCUGGGCAUCUUCGAGAAGCUGUUCAGCCUGCGGUUCGAGAAGCUUCCCGCUUCAGGAAAGCACACCUGGCAUGCGGACGUAGAUGCGUACGCCGUGUGGGAGGCCGACAACUCAGCCCUAGUGUUUAUCGGAUAUCUCUACGUGGACAUCUACCCUCGGCCAGGGAAGUACAACCACGCCGCCAAUUUCAAUAUCUAUCCUGCCUUCCUCACCAGCGAAGGCAAGCGAACAGCCGUGGCAACAGCAUUAGUCUGCAAUGUCUCCCGAGGAGAAGCACCGGCCCUGCUCCGCCACCAGGAAGUCACCACCAUCUUCCACGAACUCGGCCACGCAAUGCACGAUCUCCUAGGCAAAUCCCGCUACGCCGUCUUCCACGGCCACCGCACAGUCGCCGACUUCAUCGAAGCCCCCAGCCAACUCCUAGAAGCCUGGUGUUGGGUGCCAGACUGCCUCCGCCAGCUGAGCAGCCACUACUCCUACGCCUCCCCGGAGAACCACAACCACUGGCAGCGCAAGCAACAUAGCAACCAAAGCCCCAGCACCACGGAAGAAGCACACCAGCCACCACGCAACCUGCCCCAAGCAACAAUCCAGAACCUCCUCGCUGCCAAAAAGCUCAACCAAGCCCUCCUCACCCUCCGCCAACUAGCCUUCAGCUACUUCGACAUGCACAUCCACCACCCGGCCUCCCACGCCGAGAUCCAGCAGCUGGAUAUCAGUGCAACAUACAAUCGGUUCCUCGAAGAAACGACCGGGCUCUGGGGUCCCGGUGGCGGCUUCGAUUGGGGACACGGACACGUCACCACGCUGCAUUAUGUGUGGGGUCAGGAGGCGAAUUAUUAUUCGUAUCUUUUCACGAGAAUGCUGGCCGCGGAUAUCUGGGCGUCGCAUUUCCGGGACGACCCGAUGAGUCGCGAGGCGGGGUUGGUUUAUCGGAGGGCCAUUCUGGAGUAUGGCGGUAGUCGCGAUGAGCGGGGUUUGGUUGUUGCGUUUUUGGGGAGGGAGCCAGCUUUGCAGGCUUAUUUGUCGGAGCUUGGCUGUGGAGGUGACGGGGCCCAUGGGGUGGAGGAGGCUAAGAGAGAGUUAGGGGCGUAAGAGUCGGAAAGUCCGUUGAUAUUUGGCUGGCUGUUACGGGGACACUCCUCACGGUAAUAUCCACAGCAAAGAGGUAUAUCACUGGAUUAUUGCGAAGGGUUCAAGCUUCGCAUUUUGAUUUGUGGUGGUUAGAUCAGAC
Aspergillus homomorphus CBS 101889 is the source of this 2287-nucleotide messenger RNA. RefSeq names its product M3 family metallopeptidase. Gene Ontology annotation, biological process: proteolysis; peptide metabolic process. The transcript has 4 exons. Bases 1 to 2148 code for a protein of 715 amino acids. Gene Ontology annotation, molecular function: metalloendopeptidase activity. Lineage: Eukaryota; Fungi; Ascomycota; Eurotiomycetes; Eurotiales; Aspergillaceae. The record is from RefSeq and is a predicted model, not a curated record. Gene Ontology annotation, cellular component: mitochondrial intermembrane space.